Frankliniella occidentalis (western flower thrips) is the source of this 1415-nucleotide messenger RNA. RefSeq lists its product as uncharacterized. The record is from RefSeq and is a predicted model, not a curated record. The transcript has 6 exons. Lineage: Eukaryota; Metazoa; Arthropoda; Insecta; Thysanoptera; Thripidae. Bases 147 to 653 code for a protein of 168 amino acids.
UGUCCGAAAUAAACUUCUGAUUGUCGAAGUAACGUUGGUGGAAAUUGCCCGACAGUAGCGCGAUCUAGCGCCGGGCACUCCCACCAGGUUUGUUUGGGGCGGUGCUGACGAGUCCUGGGCGUUGACGGAUUUAAAAGUUCACAAAAAUGAGGAUUGAAACCUUUUGGACGCCCUUUAUAUGGGCACACAAUGUCCGAGUUGGUUGCAAGUGGGUUGCAGGCUACACAGUGGCAACUUGUGUAGUAUUGAUUACUCUUAUAUGCUACAUGUUAAAUGGUGGUGACUCUUCUCAACUAUAUUCACCUCUAUUUGAAUCUGAUGUGCGCCACUCUAUGAAAGGUGUUGGAGGAUUCUUCAUAACAUAUUUUCUUCUGCUCAUUGUGUGUGCUAUUCUGAUGUUGGUGAGCUUGCAUCGUGGCACUCGAGGAUACAUGUUGCCCUGGUUGAUAGGUUUCGGAAUCUGCAUAGCAUUCCAGCUUGUGUUUGGCCUGUGGUUGAUAGGUGGAUACUACAUUUAUCUUGAUGCUGUUUUGUCAGCAUUUAUUUUAUGGCUUUGGAUGGCCUAUAAUAUGUACUGCUGGCUUUGUGUUUGGUCCCAGUACAAGAUAUUCCAAGAAUUACAAUCACCAAACAUCAUUCUGCUCUAUCCUUGAUUUACCUGACAUUCGUCAAAUAUGAAAGGCAGCCUUCAACUAUCCAUUAUUUGGAUAUAGAUCUGACUCAUUUGCUGAUCUCUUAUCUAUGCGAUUAGAUUCAAAAUUUUACAAACUGACUGAAUCAUAUUUUGUUUCUUAGUGCCUUUCUUUUGGACUUCCAUUAAUUCUCUAGUAUUUUAGUGAAUCAUUCCUCAACCACACAAUGCAUGUUGUUGUAUUAUGCACUAGUUUAGUAUUUAAGUAAUGCUUUGUGUAUGUACUCAAAUGGCUCACAAUUAUUACUGCCAUUGAUUCCGUCCGACUAAUGUGGCAUCGACCCUAGUUACCUGUUUUUGUAAUGAAAACUUUAUGAUUUGCCAUUUUUAUUGUUGUGACCUGUUUGGGUGUGUAAACUGUAGGCAAAUCCUGUUAAUGAGGACAGAUUUAACAAAUAGCUUUGUUGGAAUAUAAACUAAAAUUUAAUUAUAUUUUUUUUUGUUUGGACUCAUCUGUCUGUAUGUACAGUAUUACAGUAUUUGUAAUCAAGAUGGAAGUAAUGAAAUAUUACAGAUGAAAUUUAUAAGGUUUACAAUUUCAUGAAAUGUUUGUCUAAAUCAACUUAAAGUAUUGAAAGAUAUAACUUGUUAUUUGUUAAAACAAGAAUGUUAUCAACAUUAUAGUAUUUUAUAAGGCAUAUGUGCAUCUUUCUUAAAUUUUAUACAUUUAUAUAUUUUGGAUCACUUUUUCCCUCAUUAUAAACCAGUUUCAAACUUUCUUAAA